UCGGACAUUCAAGUUUUCUUAUCUCGUUUCUUCUUCUAUGCCUUCUUCAGGCAGAAAAUAUUCUGAAACAAAUAGAUAAUUUAUAUUAAAUUUCCAUUGUACAAAUCUUGCAUUUAUCUUACAAAUGUGCGCUUGACAGCAUUGAAGUUUAAUAUUUUCUAUCUGUUAUGUUGUUGGCAGAUAAGUAACAAGUUGUGACAAGUGACAGGAUGGAUGUUCUCAACAAACUUCGAAACACAGUCAGCAAUACUAUCAGCAACACCGUCCAAAAUACGGCAUAUGGCUUGUCACAGUUGUCCAGCGUUUUACCUGGCAAUCCUGUCACCAGGGAAUUUGAAGCAACAGCUCAUGUGGCAAGCGCUGGACCAGGAUUAUUAUGGAAGAUUUACAGUGGCUACAAAAAGUCCACCAAGCAGGAAGCCGCGAUUUUCGUCUUUGAGAAACGGAUGCUGGAGAAAUGGCCCGCCAAAGCGGAUCGAGAACUUAUAUUGGAGACCCUGAAACGAGGUGUAACGCAGUUGACGAAACUUAGGCAUCCGCAAGUUUUGACCGUACAACAUCCUCUGGAAGAGUCUAGAGAUAGUCUCGCAUUUGCAACUGAACCAGUGUUUGCUAGUCUGGCUAAUGUAUUAGGUAAUUAUGAGAAUAUACCUCAACCAACACCUGCAAAUUUGAGAGACUACAAGUUGCAUGAUAUAGAAAUACGCUAUGGAUUGUUGCAAUUGGGAGAAGGUCUGGCAUUUUUACAUGGGGAUGUAAAACUGUUGCAUAAGAAUCUGUGUCCAGAAUCAAUUGUUAUUAAUAACCAUGGAGCUUGGAAGAUAUUUGGUUUCGAUUUCUGUGCCUUAAAUCAAAAUCCAGAUAGCAAACAGCCAUCAUGGUUAUAUUCUGAAUAUGAUCCGACACUCCCAGCUGUUGUGCAAUCUCAGUUAAAUUAUCAGGCACCUGAAUGCAUAUUAGCAAGCAGUAAUGGACCUGCAAGCGAUAUUUUUGCCUUAGGCAUGCUGAUAUAUACGAUACAUUCCUCGCAACAUCAGCCGCUUUAUGAAUCUAACAAUGAUCUGGGAAAAUGUCGACGUGUCCUAGAAAAUUUUAAAGGAUCCAGUAUUUCGGGAAAAUUGCUUCCAAUUCCCGAGACUCUGAGAGAUACCGUAAAACUCAUGUUGAGUCACAAUCCAGAAUUGAGAUUAGAUGCUCAUCAGUUCAUCAAGAUCGAUUAUUUUAUGGACAUUGGUGUUAAGACGUUAAAUUACUUGGACAAAUUAUUCCAAUGGGAUAAUCUUCAAAAAUCGCAAUUUUAUAAAGGUCUUCCACAGCUGUUGAAACAAUUACCACAUAGAGUUGCUCUUCAUAGAGUAUUACCUGCGCUUUAUAAAGAAUUGGUUAAUCCACCUAUGAUACCAUUUGUAUUACCAAGUAUACUGCAGGUAAUGGAAGUUUCUGAGGUAGAGGAGUUUCGAGAACAUAUUCUUCCUAAUUUGAAACCUGUUCUUGCUUUGGAAGAUCCACCACAAAUCAGUUUAGUUCUCAUGCAGCAAAUAAAUUUAUUAUUGAAACUGUGCCCCACGGACGUUAUUAAAAGCGAUAUAGUGCCUCUGUUAUUACGUGCAUUGGAAUCUGAAUGGGAACAGCUCCAAGAACUCUGUUUGUCAGCAUUACCGAACAUAGUGACGAUGAUCGAGGGACCAGUUAUUAAAAACGCUAUACUGCCUCGAAUGAAAAAGAUUUGUUUAUCGCCGGGGAAGAAGACUACUCUCGGAGUACGCGUUAAUUGCUUGUUAUGUGUUGCAAAAAUGUUGCCAAACUUUGAUCGCUGGCUGGUGUUCGAUCAGAUAUUACCGUUCCUACAGGAAGUUCCUCAUUCUGGCGAACCAGCCAUUUUAAUGGCUAUUAUAGGUAUUUACAGAAUGCUACUUACUCAUAGUAAGUUAGGCAUGGGCAAAGAAAUAUUGGCAACAAAAGUACUACCGUUCCUGCUGCCUCUUUGCAUAGAGCAAAAUCUUAGCAUGUCACAGUACGAGACACUUUCGUCUUUGGUCGUCGAUAUGAUAAGUCGAGUAACUAGCGAACAUCGAGAUGCAUUACGACAAUUGGAUGCAGUACGUCGCGAGACACAACAAUUUGAUCAGGCGCUUUCUCAAGUAACGUCGCCCACUUUCAUGCAAAACAAUAGCCUGAGCGACCUUAAUUUGACGCCCGAAGUUCCAGCCACGAACACUAAUCCUAAACCUGUAAAUAUUGAAAAUGGAUUAACCAUGGAGGAUAAGCUCAGAUUAAUUCAGCAACAAGAAGCACAUCAAAGAUUGCAAUCUCAAUCUAUAUUGACUCCUAAAACUGUGUCGCAACCUGCAAAACCACAACCAAAAGAUUUAACCGCCACUUUGCUGAAAAAUAAUCUAGACGAAUUAAAUCUAUCCAUGUCGAGAUCGACUAUGUCGCAGCCGGAUUAUUCUAAAAAUACUAUGUACAAGUAUAAUGACAUUAGUUUAACGCAAUCGCAAUUAUUAACUACGCCUCCGACGCAAAUAUUUUUAACGUCUCCGACGCAAACAAUGUCGAAUAAUGUUUUAACGAAUAGGCCGAUGAAUUGGAAUUCUAAUGGCAUGAACGUACCUAUAAAUUGGAACUCGCAACAAUCCACGUCAAUGUGGAACUCUAUUACUCCUCAGAAUAAUAUGAACUCUACUCUUCAGAAUAAUUUUACAACACAAUCAGAAAUUAGGCCGAACUUUCCCGGAACAUUACAGCCAUUUACGUCGCCAACUAAUACGCAAACCAAUACAAAUGUAUCUAAUUCAUCCGCACAAGAUAUCAUGGAUUUGCUCAGUUAAUCAGUAAUAUAAAUCCAUUUACAAUUAAUAAUGAAAUUAAGAAAAUAGUGACAUUGUUAAAGAAUAA
Nylanderia fulva is the source of this 2898-nucleotide messenger RNA. Its product is annotated as SCY1-like protein 2. Gene Ontology annotation, molecular function: ATP binding; protein kinase activity. NCBI's taxonomy places the organism in Eukaryota, Metazoa, Arthropoda, Insecta, Hymenoptera, Formicidae. Gene Ontology annotation, biological process: protein phosphorylation. The record is from RefSeq and is a predicted model, not a curated record.